Molecule: messenger RNA, 894 nt
Organism: Trypanosoma brucei brucei TREU927
Lineage: Eukaryota; Euglenozoa; Kinetoplastea; Trypanosomatida; Trypanosomatidae
Exons: 1
Coding region: 1-894 (297 amino acids)
Biological process (GO): protein targeting to membrane; peptidyl-L-cysteine S-palmitoylation
Cellular component (GO): endoplasmic reticulum; Golgi apparatus
Molecular function (GO): protein-cysteine S-palmitoyltransferase activity
Source: RefSeq, a predicted model, not a curated record
AUGCAACAGAACAUUCACUCUUUCACACCCACCAACGGGAAGGAUCGCUGUAAGUUAUGUCUCUCCUAUUGCGGGCCCAUUUAUCUUGUUGUUGUUAUUCUCUCUUUCCUUGGCGCCUAUGCGGCAUUCUUCAUUGGGUUAUGCUUGCGAUAUCCCACUUCAUGGAAGUUGGCUGUUUGCAUCUCAUGUCUGUUCACCGGCGCUGUGUUGGCUGGCAUUUUGAUUUUUACCCUGCUUCGGGCGGUCUUCACGCCAGCUGGUUAUGUCCCACAGUCGCCGUGGCAAUAUCCACCACGUUAUAUCGGUGAGUGUCCGGGGUUCGUUCCCCCGUCUGGUGAGGGUGUAGGUGAAAAUCCCAAUACGGUGCGGCAGUUGGAUCGUCAUAAUCAACUGCGCUACUGCACUGCCUGCAAGCAAUUCAAACCAGAUAGGGCAUACCACUGCGAAUCGUGUGAGCGGUGCACAUUUGACUUUGACCACCACUGCCCUGUACUCAACAAUUGUAUUGGACGUGGCAAUUACAAGAUGUUCGUUCUGUUUCUUUGCUACGUUCCCAUAGUCGGUUGUGUUUUGGGUGGCCUGAUGUUUGUGGGUUUCUUUGUAGUGGAUGAAGCGGAGCCGGCAGUUGCGUGGAUGGUGUUCGCGAUGAUUAUGAUGAUCUUCUGCGCCGUUAUUGGUAUAUUUGGCUGUGUGCAUUUGUGUUGGCUCUGUCGCGGAGAGUCCACCAUGGGGCGCCACGUGAGUAGUUUUAACAAACAGCGGGGCCGAAGCAAAGAAGAGCGUGCACGAGAGCGGGAGGAACAUUGCAAUGCCGUGUGUGGAGUGAGGCGAGUGUGGUGGCGUCUUGUCAUGCCAGUCUUGCCCCUGCGGGAAGAGGCGGCUUCACUUGUUUGA